This is a messenger RNA of Bursaphelenchus xylophilus (pine wood nematode), 2110 nucleotides long. The record is from the annotation of a GenBank genome assembly. Lineage: Eukaryota; Metazoa; Nematoda; Chromadorea; Rhabditida; Aphelenchoididae.
AUGAGAACACAUCGAGAAAGAUCUCCUCGACGGGAUUUUGGUCGUAGAGACUAUUCACAUUAUAAAGUACGGCGGGACGAUCGUCAGUUUAAACGGUUUAAUGGGGGAAGGGAUCAUGAAGGAGAUCAAGAAAAAAGGGAGAUUCUAAAUCAACUUGCUGGUGAAACAUUUAGGAAAGGUAAGAUAGACUUGUGCUGAACCUAAUAAGCCUUUAUCUUUCAGAGAACGACCGCACCUGGAGGUUUUCACGGUAAGAUUUACCCGGCUGACGCUUAAGAUACAUAAAAUAAUAUAAAGCCUUAUGGGGUUUGAUCCUGGGAUAUAAACUUUGUUUAAUUGUAUUCCAGACCUCAGAACAAAACUUAUGCUUCCCAUAAGGAUAAAGGUAAGUCAAUUUUAUGUUGUAAAUUUGUGUUUAGAAAGAAAAUGGCGGAAUGAUCGUCGAGAAGAUGGCAGAGAUCAUAAGAAGCGUGAAGACAAACCGAUGUUGAAGUUAGAGAACCCGGAUUUGGUGCCAAAGGCUUCGAGAUACUUUCUGGUACGUGAGGGACCGUUUUCUAAUUGAAUUAAUUUCUUGAGAAUCAAGGAUCUCUAGAAUAACGUAUUUUGUUGUUUUAGCACGACAAUCGAACGGAAUUUGUCCCGAGAAAGCGGUUCGGUAGGCGAUUUGACUCGAGAAGAGAGCAGAGUGUAAGUUUGUUUUGGUUUCGCGUUUCUUCGUCUUUAGAUUGUCUUCAUUUAUCUUAUCCAUGAGGAUCUGGUCUUAAUUUUGUGGGAUUUCCUUUCUUAGAAGGUUGAAAUUGGCCAAUUCGGUCUCUCUGCCCCGCGCAAAGUAAAUGUAUGUUGUUUUCAUCAAAAUUAACGGUAAUACCAUCAAACACGUCAAUUUCCUUUCAAGAAACUGCCUUUAAUUCCAUUUCAAAAGCCUAAUUUCGAACGCACGGAAUAAGAAGGGGGUUCAAUUUCUUCUUCGUUCCUCCGGCUCGUCUCCCUCGCUCUUCCGAUCCACGGGAUAAUGUGGGGAGGCUUUUUUUUGAUCAAAAGGAUAUUUUUUGUAGUUGAAAACUUUUUGUGGCGUGUUUUUAAUGGAUUUCCUUUUCGGAAUGGGGUGAGAUUUGUUGUGAAGUCACUGAAUUAGUGGGACAGGGGUUAUAAAGCAGUGAAAUUUAGGUUUUUUAAAAAAAAAAGGGUGAAAGUUCGUGCAAAGUGGAAUGUUUAUCAAAUUUUGAUGAUUUUUUGGGGAAGUUGCGGUUAAUUUAGGAAAAUUAUGGCUGAUAAUUCAUGUUUAUGAUGUGUAAAGGACAUGAUGAUAAAUUUUGGGCCAUCCGGGAGUGUUUUCGACAUUUUAUUUCUAAUUAAUAAUUAAGAAAAAAAAAAUUUGGCUCUCUUGCCUCUUUGGAAAAAAAAUGACAAAAAUGAGAUCUAAAUUUACCGAAGUUAAAUUCACCCUUAAACAGAUCGGUUUGUUAUAGAUUAUGUUCUCCAUUUUCAUUCAAAAGAAGUCUAAUUACCAUUUCUCUCCUUCGUUAUGCAACGUAGAGUCAAAUGAAACGAUCUCUCAAAACAAGUUGUUUUGAAAUCUCGUUCAAUUUCUCCCCUUUUCUUGUUUACGAGUAUGCAAGGAUAUUUCCAAGUUCAGGUUGCUCUUCGGGUUAUUAUCAAUCUCUGGAACGGGGUCUUUUCGCGGUCCAAUCGAUUUUUUUGCACUGUGCAAUUUUGAGCCAAUCUCAAUGAAACUUGGCACUAAUCAAGAUAAAUGUUUUCCAAGAUGAAUGAGAAAUUUUUAGUCGGCGUUUUGCAGAAAACGCCGAGAUUUUUGGAUCAAAAAUUACUGGAAAAGUACAGUAAAAAGUUGAGCUGAUAUGAGUCAGAAAAGAUUUUCAAAAUUUUGACUUCUGGAUUUCAAUGUAUGCCUUGUAUAUUUGUUUAAAAAAUUGAAUCUGGGUUUUUAAUUUGAUGAGCUUUACCAUAAUAUCACCGUUUUUGUUAUUUCGAUUAUUUUCAGAGCUUCCACAACGGCUCCCAACGCGAUUCCCAACGAACUGAGGACCCCACCAAGAACCGUUGGACCCACGACAAGUUCGCCGAGCUCAUGGACGAAGAACAAUGA